GUAAGCUGGACAUAACCCCGGACGACCCUCGGUGGAUCGGUGCAUGGUGGGGAGGCUUCCUGUUGUGUGGUGCCUUACUCUUCUUCUCGUCCCUGCCGAUGUUCGGGUUCCCGCAGUCCUUGCCCCCACGAACGGAGCACGCCGGGGAGAGCGAGCAGGCCAUGCUUCCUGAGAGGGACUACGAGAGACCCAAACCGAGCAACGGGGUCCUGCGGCAUCCGCUGGACGGAGAGAGCAGCACGACCUGCUUCCAGCAGCUGCGAGUGAUCCCCAAGGUAACCAAGCACUUGCUCUCCAAUCCCGUCUUCACCUGUAUCAUCCUGGCAGCCUGCAUGGAGAUCGCAGUGGUGGCCGGCUUCGCCGCCUUCCUGGGAAAGUACCUGGAGCAGCAGUUCAACCUCACCACCUCAUCUGCCAACCAGCUCCUGGGGAUGACAGCAAUCCCAUGUGCAUGUCUGGGCAUCUUCCUGGGUGGCCUCUUGGUGAAGAAGCUCAGCCUGUCUGCUCUGGGAGCCAUCAGGAUGGCCAUGCUGGUAAACCUGGUAUCCACAGCUUGCUACGUGUCUUUCCUGUUCCUGGGAUGCGACACAGGACCUGUGGCAGGGGUUACUGUUCCCUAUGGAAACAACUCAACUCCAACCUCAUCUCUGGACCCAUAUUCCCCCUGCAAUAACAACUGUGAAUGCCAAACUGAUUCCUUCACUCCAGUCUGUGGGGCAGACGGGGUCACGUACUUAUCUGCUUGCUUUGCUGGCUGCAGCAGCACGAACCUCAGUGGCUGGUCCUGCCUCACCUCGGUCCCUGCCGAAAACGCCACCGUCGUUCCCGGCAAAUGCCCCAGUCCUGGCUGCGAAGAGGCCUUCUUGACAUUCCUCUGCGUGAUGUGCGUUUGCAGCAUGAUCGGGGCCAUGGCACAGACGCCGUCGGUCAUCAUACUCAUCAGAACCGUGAGCCCCGAACUCAAGUCUUACGCUUUGGGGGUGCUUUUCCUGCUGCUCCGUUUGCUCGGUUUUAUCCCACCUCCGCUGAUUUUUGGGGCUGGAAUUGACUCUACGUGUCUGUUCUGGAGCACCUUCUGCGGCGAGCAAGGAGCCUGCGCGCUGUAUGACAACGUGGUCUAUAGAUAUCUGUACGUUAGCAUUGCUAUAGCCCUGAAGUCUUUUGCAUUCAUCUUAUAUACAACCACCUGGCAGUGCUUGAGGAAAAACUAUAAAAGAUACAUCAAGAACCACGAAGGUGGUCUCAGCACUAGUGAGUUUUUUGCCUCUACUCUCACCCUAGACAAUCUGGGGCGGGACUCAGUGCCCCAAAAUCAGCCACAUAGGACAAAAUUUAUCUAUAACCUUGAAGACCAUGAGUGGUGUGAAAAUAUGGAGUCUGUUUUAUAG
This is a messenger RNA of Mesitornis unicolor (brown roatelo), 1388 nucleotides long. It is a transcript of the gene SLCO3A1, whose product is annotated as solute carrier organic anion transporter family, member 3A1. The record is from RefSeq and is a predicted model, not a curated record. The annotation marks the transcript as partial. The transcript has 7 exons. Gene Ontology annotation, biological process: transmembrane transport; prostaglandin transport; sodium-independent organic anion transport. Gene Ontology annotation, cellular component: membrane. Lineage: Eukaryota; Metazoa; Chordata; Aves; Mesitornithiformes; Mesitornithidae. Gene Ontology annotation, molecular function: protein binding.